This is a messenger RNA of Elaeis guineensis (African oil palm), 3556 nucleotides long. The record is from RefSeq and is a predicted model, not a curated record. NCBI's taxonomy places the organism in Eukaryota, Viridiplantae, Streptophyta, Magnoliopsida, Arecales, Arecaceae.
CACAAUCUUUAGAACUUACUAAGUACAGCUUUUCUAGCUAUCCUCUCGCAAAAAAAGAAAUUCCCAAAUUUGGACUUCUUAAAUUCUGCAAGAAAUUACUCCCCCUACCAAACCCGAUUGUAUCCCACCAUUACCACCCUUCCUUUAAUCCCACUCCCGGCAUUUAUUCCCCCCACCAUCUCCGCCUCCUUUCAAUCCGAGAUUUCCAGAGAAAAGAAGGUGCCAUUUUCUCUCUCUUGAAGGAUAUCCAUAGAGAGAGAAAUAGAGAGUAGAAGACCGUUCUCUCUCUAGUAUGAAAGAGAGGUGGAACUUGGAAGGAGGCCAGAGUCUUCUCGCACCCGCCACCACAAGCCAGAGAGCUUCAGCUGCGCUGUCCUUGCUUUCUCGCGUGAGCCAAACGGGACAAGGUGAGUUCACGUUCUCUUGCCCUCCAAAAAUUGCAUCUUUCUUUGUUUUGCCAAGCCCAAAGCCUCGCCAUGGUGGCUCAGGACUCUUCGAGAUGUUCUGAAUAUGGAGUCUUUUGAUGCCUGAGCUGCUCCCCUCCACGGAUCCUCUCCUCUCCAAGCGACUCUUUUCGUAUCUGUGGUUUUCUCAAGAGAAAACGGGGAGAGAAAGGGAGUAAAAAGAUCGUCUUUUAUGGGGUCACCUCAACCCAUCAUCCAUCUCUUAUGAUCUCCUUUCCCUUCUUCUAAGUCUUCUGAGGCUUUUCUCCCAAUGGGUGUUGGGUUCUUCACUUGCUUCCUUGUUGUGGUGGCGUCGUUGAGGUGCUCUGCAUCUCCGCAGCUCAAUACGGAUGAGUUCUUCGUCUCUGAAUUUUUCUGGAAGAUGGGAGUGAAGUUCGUUAGCUCUUCUUCGGUUUGCUCAUGGAAAGGUGUCGCCUGUGACAAAAGGGAGGAGAAAGUCAUCACCUUGGUGGCUUCCGGCUUCCGGCUCUCUGGCCGCAUACCGGAGAACACCAUUGGAAAGCUCAGCAAGCUUCGAACUUUGGAUCUCAGUGUUAAUAAUAUCACUGGGCUUUCUUCUGAUAUUUGGGAACUCGGUAGCUCUCUUAGGAGCCUCAACCUUUCUUCGAACCAGAUUAACGGGUCUCUUCUUAACAACCUUGCGAAUUUUGGGGAAUUGGAAAGCCUUGACCUUUCUUACAAUAGCUUCUCCGGUGAGAUCCCAACCGCGUUGGGUUCACUCAGGAGCUUGAAAGUUCUCCGUUUUAAUGGCAAUGGGUUCGAAGGGAAUAUCCCGGGUUCGAUUCUCGGCUGUAAAUCCUUGGUUUCGAUCGAUCUCUCGGGCAAUAGACUGAAUGGUACUGUGCCGGAUGGUCUCAAUGAUGCAUUCAAAAAUUUGACGUUCCUGGAUCUUUCUGGGAAUGAGAUUAAUGGAAGGCUGCCAGAGUUAUCAGGGCUAAACUCCAUCACCUAUCUCAAUCUCUCAGGCAAUUUGUUUGAGGGUUCGGUUGUUGGGGUGUUUCAUGAGCCAUUGCAGGACAUAGACCUCAGUAACAACCAGUUACAAGGACACAUCUCUCAGGUAAACCUCAGCUCCAGCUACACUUGGUCUUCGUUAGUUUAUCUUGAUUUGUCUGAGAAUGAACUCAGUGGAGAAUUCUUUGGUGAUUUGGGCCGAGCCCGGUCGCUUAGACACCUUAAUCUUGCAUUCAAUAGGUUUUCUUAUCAGAAUUUUCCUCAGCUAGAGCAGCUCUCUGGUCUGGAAUAUCUCAAUUUGUCAAAAACUUGCCUAACUGGCCAAAUUCCAACUGAAUUCUCUAAAUUGGUUAGAUUGAAGAUGGUAGACCUUUCACACAAUCACAUAACUGGCUAUAUUCCUGAUUUGAGCAUGGAUAAUCUACAAGUUCUAGAUCUUUCAAUGAACAGUCUCACAGGUGGAAUCCCCAAGCCUCUGCUAGACAAGUUACCCAACAUGACAAGGUUCAACUUCUCCUACAACCACCUUAAAUUUUGUGCUGCUAAACUCUCACCCCAAACAUUCAACACGUCAUUUGUUGGAUCUGUCAAUGACUGCCCAAUCGCAGUUGACCCAAAUGUUAUUAAGUCGAAGGGGACGAAGCAUAGGGUCCUCAUGUUAGCAUUGGCCAUAUCUCUGUCGCUCUUCUUUUUGAUAGCCGGGUUGGUGUGCCUUGCCAUUAGAUUCCGAAAGAGAACCAGAUCAUGGGUAGUUAAGCAGCUCCCAUCCAAGGAGGAACCAAAUGUUUCGGGCCCGUUCUCCUUUCAGACAGAUUCAGCAACCUGGGUCGCCGAUGUCAAGAGUGCUACCUCAGUCCCUGUUGUCAUAUUUGAGAAGCCAUUGCUGAACUUUACCUUUGCCGACCUCUUGACUGCGACCUCACAUUUUGAUAGGGGAACUUUGUUAGCUGAAGGGAAGUUCGGUCCGGUGUAUAGAGGCAUUCUACCUGGAGGAAUUCAUGUAGCAGUGAAGGUUUUGGUUCAUGGGUCUGCAGUGACAGACCAGGAAGCUGCCAGAGAGCUUGAGAGACUUGGCCGGAUCAAGCACCCUAAUUUAGUCCCUUUGACAGGCUAUUGCUUGGCAGGGGAUCAGAGGAUUGCUAUAUAUGAUUACAUGGAGAAUGGGAAUCUACAGAAUUUGCUUCAUGACCUACCAUUAGGAGUGCAGGCACCUGAGGAUUGGAGUACCGAUACAUGGGAAGAAGAUGCUGGCAUUGUCCAAAACAUCAGAACCGAAGGGACGACUACUUGGAGAUUUAGGCAUAAAAUUGCACUUGGUGCAGCAAGGGCAUUGGCUUUUCUCCACCAUGGAUGCUACCCCCAGAUAGUUCACAGAGAUGUGAAGGCAAAUAGCAUCUAUCUUGAUUCAGCAUUGGAGCCUAGAUUAUCUGACUUUGGAUUGUCAAAGAUAGUUGGAGCUAGCUUGGAGGAUGAGAUCUCUCGGGGAUCACCAGGCUAUGCUCCUCCAGAGUUCUCCGAGUCGGAAAAUGUCUCAGCAACCACAAGAUCUGAUGUAUAUGGCUUUGGGGUUGUGCUGUUUGAGCUCAUUACGGGGAAGAAACCGAUUGGAGAUGACUAUCCUGAAGAGAGGGAGACUACUCUUGUCAGUUGGGCUAGAACAUUGGUAAAGAAGAAUCAUGCAUCGCGAAUAAUUGACCCUAAGAUUCGGGAGACUGGAUCGGAGAAACAAAUGGAGGAAGCACUAAGGAUUGCUUAUCUGUGCACUGCUGACCUACCAUCAAAGAGGCCUUCUAUGCAGCAGAUUGUUGGUCUGUUGAAGGACAUCGAGCCCACAGCCGCUGAUCACUGAAAUGGAGAAGCGUGAGUUGGGUCUUCCUGUCUCUCAAUAUUGCUGCUCUUCCAGUAGAAUGAGAUGUACAGCAGUUUUAAACUGCUUCUGAAUUGAAGGCCUUGCCUUCUUCAUAUUUUCAUUUGAGUUUCAGUAGAAGAUUUCCAUGAAAGUGAUACCCACAAAAUGCUUAAACUAUUAAAUGCUCCAAUAGCUUCUUUGCUUUGCUUCAUUGCUUUUGUUUAUCACAAAACAACCAUGAUACCCUUUUUUGUGACUUCUGAAGUCCAUUUUCCUGGAUGUCAGUUAA